Messenger RNA from Phacochoerus africanus (Common warthog), 3120 nucleotides. RefSeq names its product thioredoxin domain containing 11 (gene TXNDC11). Lineage: Eukaryota; Metazoa; Chordata; Mammalia; Artiodactyla; Suidae. The coding region runs from base 139 to 2994 and encodes 951 amino acids. The record is from RefSeq and is a predicted model, not a curated record. The transcript has 12 exons.
GCAACGGGGCUGACGUGGAGGUUCAGGGUUAGCUGGCGCUGCGAGCUGCGGGAUUGGGGAGCGACGGGCCGGGCCGGGUCCUCCGGCCCGAGGCGGCAUUGGUGGCGACGGUAUAAAGCCGGCGACGGGGAGCAUGUAAUGUCGGAAUGCGGAGGCCGCGGCAGCGGCAGCAGCAGCAGCGACGACGCCGCGGACGAGGGUGGCGGUGGCGGCGGCCCCGCGGGCUCCGGCUUCCUCAGCCCGGCCCCGGCUUCGUCCUCGGAGGGCAGGCUCCGUCGCGGGCUGCACGGCGCCUCCCUCAUGGCGCGCCGGCGGCCCGAGCUGCUCUGCGGGGCCGUGGCACUCGGCUGCGCGCUACUCCUCGCUCUCAAGUUUACCUGCAGUCGAGCAAAAGAUGUGAUAAUACCAGCAAAGCCGCCUGUCAGCUUUUUCUCCUCGAGGUCUCCGGUUCUUGACCUCUUCCAGGGGCAGCUGGACUACGCAGAGCAUGUCCGCAGGGACUCGGAGGUGGUGCUGCUGUUUUUCUACGCGCCAUGGUGCGGACAGUCCAUCGCCGCCAGGGCCGAAAUUGAACAAGCAGCGAGGCAGCUUUCAGACCAGGUGUUGUUUGUGGCCAUUAACUGUUGGUGGAACCAGGGGAAAUGCAGAAAACAGAAACACUUCUUUUAUUUUCCUGUGAUAUAUCUGUAUCAUCGGAGUUUUGGACCAAUCGAAUACAAAGGCCCCAUGAGUGCUGUUUACAUUGAGAAGUUUGUCCGCCGUGUGAUGAAACCACUUCUCUACAUCCCAUCUCAAUCAGAAUUACUAGAUUUUCUCUCAAACUACGAGCCUGGAGUCCUCGGGUACUUUGAGUUCAAUGGUUCACCCCAGCCUCCUGGUUAUUUGACCUUCUUCACAUCAGCAUUGCAUUCGCUGAAGAAAGAUUACCUAGGAACAGUACGAUUUGGGGUUAUCACAAAUAAACAUCUUGCGAAACUGGUAUCCUUAGCACACUCUGGAAGUGUGUAUUUACAUAGACAUUUCAACACAUCUCUUGUCUUUCCCAGGGAGGUCAUCAACUACACGGCAGAGAACGUCUACAAGUGGGCCCUCGAAAACCGAGAGACGCUCCUUCGGUGGCUGCGGCCACACGGCGGCAAGAGUCUCCUGCUGCAAAACGAGCUGAAGAAAGGACCAGCGCUUUUUUUAUUUAUACCUUUUAAUCCCCUGGCCGAGAGUCAUCCCCUGAUAGAUGAGAUCACCGAAGUGGCCUUGGAGUACAACAACUGUCACGGGGACCAGGUGGUGGAGCGGCUCCUUCAGCACCUGCGGCGAGUGGACGCCCCUGUGUUCAAGUCUCUGGCCCCUGAGCCCCCCGCCCGGCUGCUGGACCCGCCACUGGGGUCGGCGUCCCCCUGCUGCAACACCGUGGUGCUGCCCCAGUGGCACUCCAUCUCCAGGACCCACAAUGUCUGUGAACUGUGUGUCAACCAGACGGCCGGCAGCGUCAGGCUGAGCUCGGUCAGCGUGCCCCAGUGCAGCUUUUUCGAGAUGGCAGCAGCUCUGGAUUCCUUCUACCUCAAGGAGCAGACCUUUUAUCAUGUGGCAUCAGAUAGCAUAGAAUGCAGCAAUUUUCUAAGUUUCUAUAGCCCUUUCAGCUACUACUCUGCAUGUUGCAGGACCAUCAGCAGGGGCGGGACAGGCCUCAUUGAUUCUGAACAAGACGCCUUUGAGUCCCCGACCACUGCGUUUUCUUCCCUCGAGAAGAAAUGCGAGGUCGAUCCCCCCAGCUCUGUUCCUCACAUUGAGGAGAACAGGUAUCUUUUUCCCGAACUGGACGUGACUAGCACAAGCUUCACCGGCCUGAGCUGCAGAACCAACAAGACCCUGAACAUGUACCUUUUGGAUUCCAAUUUAUUUUGGUUAUAUGCUGAGAGGCUGGGUGCUCCAAGCACCGCUCAGGUGAAAGAAUUCGCCACCAUCGUUGAUGUGAAGGAAGAGUCUCACUACAUCUUGGAUCCAAAACUCGCUCUGAUGAAGUUCACCCUAGAGUCCUUCAUUCAGAACUUCAGCGCUCUCUACAGUCCCUUGAAAAGGCAUCUUAUUGGAAGUGACUCUGCCCAGUUCUCGUCUCAGCGUUUCAUCACCGAAGUGACGACUGACUCCUUUUGGGAAGUGGUACUUCAAAAGCAGGAUGUGCUGCUGCUGUACUAUGCGCAGUGGUGCGGCUUCUGUCCAUCCCUCAAUCACGUCUUCAUCCAGCUGGCCCGGCUCCUGCCCGCGGAUACAUUCACCGUGGCCAGGAUCGAUGUGUCGCAGAAUGAUCUUCCUUGGGAAUUUAUGGUUGACCGUCUUCCUACUGUCUUAUUUUUUCCCUGUAACAGAAAGGAUCUGAGCGUGAAAUACCCCGAAGACCUUCCCAUCACCCUUCCAAACCUGCUGAGGUUCAUUCUGCAUCACUCGGACCCUGCUUCCUCUGCGCCCCGGAACCCGGCUCACCCUCCUACCAAAGAGUGUCUUCAGAGCGAGGCCGUCCUGCAGCAGGGCCACAUCUCCCACCUGGAGCGGGAGAUCCAGAAGCUGCGGGCGGAGAUCGGCACCCUGCAGCGCGCCCAGGCGCAGGUGGAGGCCCGGCUCGCGAGUGCGCGCAGGGACGAGCACCGGCUGCGGCAGCAGCAGCAGGCGCUGGAGCGGCAGCACGGGCUGCUCCGGCUGCACAGCCAGCAGCUGCAGAGCCUGUACGAGCACAAGACCCGGGAGCUCGAGGAGGUGGCCCGCAAGCUUCAGGAGCUGGCCGACGCCUCGGAAAACCUGCUCACCGAGAACACGUGGCUCAAGAUCCUGGUGGCCACCAUGGAGCGGAAGCUGGAGGGCCGGGACCGGCCGCAGGACCGCGCGCCCUCGGCCCACCCUGAGCCCGCGGGUACCCCGCGACUGCCCGCCGGCACCCCUCCGCCUUCUAACGUCAGCGCCACGCUGGCCUCCGAAAGGAGCCAGGAGAACAGGACAGACUAACUUUGAAAUGACAUGACGAAAUCAGAGGCGAAAACUGUACAUUGGGAAUAUAUUUAUGCAAAUUUUAUUGAAAUUUAUUGUAAAUAAAGAUUUUCUCAGUGGUCUAGAAAAUCACCUUGAAUGUCA